Erythranthe guttata (spotted monkey flower) is the source of this 1023-nucleotide messenger RNA. Its product is annotated as proteasome subunit alpha type-2-A. The record is from RefSeq and is a predicted model, not a curated record. Gene Ontology annotation, biological process: ubiquitin-dependent protein catabolic process. Lineage: Eukaryota; Viridiplantae; Streptophyta; Magnoliopsida; Lamiales; Phrymaceae. Gene Ontology annotation, cellular component: proteasome core complex; proteasome core complex, alpha-subunit complex.
UGAGAAAUUCCUCUGUAAUUCGUAAGAUCUAUCAGCUUUUUAAUUGAUCACUGUGUGACUCUGUGCAGACAUUUCUCUUCGAAGGCAAUCAAAGUUGAAGAUUGGUGUAGAGUUCGUUUGGUCGAGAUAUCAAUGGGUGACAGUCAGUACUCUUUCUCCCUCACCACUUUCAGCCCUUCAGGGAAGCUUGUUCAAAUCGAACAUGCUCUGACAGCCGUUGGAUCUGGUCAGACAUCUUUAGGAAUUAAAGCUGCUAAUGGUGUUGUGAUUGCUACCGAGAAAAAGCUUCCAUCGAUUUUGGUCGAUGAAACAUCUAUGCAAAAGAUUCAGACAUUGACCCCAAACAUUGGAGUUGUAUACAGUGGCAUGGGCCCUGAUUCUCGAGUUUUGGUUCGAAAAAGUAGAAAACAGGCUGAGCAAUACUAUCGUCUUUACAAAGAACCAAUUCCCGUGACUCAAUUGGUGAGGGAAACCGCCACUGUGAUGCAGGAAUUCACUCAGUCAGGUGGCGUAAGGCCAUUCGGUGUAUCACUCUUGGUUGCCGGAUUUGAUGACAAGGGUCCUCAGCUAUAUCAGGUAGAUCCUUCAGGUUCAUACUUCUCUUGGAAAGCUUCGGCCAUGGGGAAGAACGUAUCAAAUGCCAAGACAUUUCUGGAAAAGAGGUACACCGAUGAUAUGGAACUUGACGAUGCUGUGCAUACAGCGAUAUUGACUUUGAAAGAAGGAUUCGAAGGACAGAUUUCGAGCAAAAACAUCGAGAUUGGUGUGAUUGGCAACGACAAGAUAUUCAAGGUUCUGAGUCCAUCUGAAAUUGAGGAUUACUUACAGGAAGUGGAAUAGUUGAGUUCGGAGCCUAACUUCUUUUGUUAAUCAACUGGGAUUCUUUUUUUUUUUUUUGUUUUUGUACAAUUAUUACUUGGAUCUUGUUCCAACACUAAUCCCUGUUUGGGUAAAUUUUAACAAAUAUUUUUAUCCUGAGAAGAAAAGAGUGAGAAAAUUUUCAACAUUGCCUAGCGCUCAAAA